AUGGCUCCAUCAGAAUCUUCGCCUCUACUCAACAACAUCUCUUCUCCAUCCCAAUUUUUCGCUUCCAAACUAUUCCGAAAUUUCAAGAACACAAGAAAAUGGGCUGUGGGAAGUCUCAUCAAAGUUGGAAUGGGCACAGUUUCGACAAUCUCUUCUCCUUCAUCAUCAUUACGUUCAUCUAACAUAGAUUGGAAUUAUUCCAAUGGAAUGAGCACAAACACUGAUCCUUUUAGUAUUGUUGUUAGAACGUAUGCAUCCUUGUACGGAAGAAGAAGCUACUCCUCUUCAAACAACACUAAGGAAUCGGUAAAUAAUGAAGAGAAAAAAAUUGAAACAAAACAUGAAACAAACGCCGUGAUAAAGAAACAAACAGAAAGUGAUUUUCUGUUAACUUCUAUUCAUGAUAUUGAUAAAUAUAUCCAAUCUCACAAGAAUGAACUGACAAAAGAAGAAGCAGUUCAUGAAUUUUUCAAAAUGAUGAAAUUUUGUUUGGCCUAUUGUCAAUUACAUAAUGGAAGAGUUUCAAAAAAGUUGAUUUCACUAAUCUAUUCGGUAGCCAAAGGCGUGUUAAAAGCAGUGCAAAACAACUCUCAAUUUUUAAGAGACAUUUACAAUUUGCUUUGCAUGCUUGAAUUUAAAAACUAUCCUGCUCUACAUAUGCCCUGCAUUCAACUUGCAUUUGGGUUUAGAGAGACCAAAGAUAUAGAAAUGUGUGCUUCCUUAUUUGAAAAUCAUAUUUUACCAAUUCUUCAAUCAGUUUAUGAAUCAAAAUCUGAUUUUUAUAGCGAUUAUUUGCUUGCAGCCUUUAUUCUAUUACCUGAGUUUGCUGUCAUCAGAGAAGACUUUGUGGAAAAGAUAUUUGAAUGCACUUCAAAAUUUGUUCCUAACGAUUGUUAUAGCCUACCGAAUGCGGUGAUUAUAGAAAGGAAUUAUUCCGUACAGUUAUUACCAACAACAAAUCAAAGCGGACUGAUACAGGUCCUGAAAUAUUUCUCCAAGUACUUCUUUGAAUACAUAUCAAGCGUUGAGACAAAAUCGAAGAAGAAUGGAGCAUUUGAUGGGAACAUAUUGGUUGCAUCCUUUAAAAACAUUCGAAGAUUCGGUAUGCAGAUAGAGAUUCAAAAGUACAAUUAUGCUCUCGAAGUUUUAGUCAGAAAUAACAGCCCUCAAGCAACGGAGUUUUUCGAAGAGAUUCUUGAACUAGGGUAUACUAAACCAGAUGAAACGACCUAUGGAACUCUUGUGAAACAUCUAUCAAAUAAUGUAAAAAAGGGAAAGGAAGGGCAUGAUCUCGUGAUGAAGUGUUAUAAUGACAUGAUGGAAUCAGGACGGGUAAACCAAAAAGCUCUCACAACAUUUUUAACAGUCACUAGAUACCAUUCAACACGUUUCCAAGAACUUCGAGAAAAGAUAGCCAAUCAAUUAUAUGAUUGGAAGGAGCCACUAGACCAAUUUUCUACUACAGAGGCAAUUCUCCAUACUAUUCAAAAGCAUGGAAUUGAAGUAGCCUAUGAAAAGCUGGGUGAUCUGCGUAGAGAAGGGAAAGCUGAAAUGUCGCCUAGUGUCUACAAUGCUAUUUUGCACGCUGUUUCUAGUGACAUUCAGCAAGUGACUAUUGCAUUCAACGUUUUGAAUUAUAUGAUUGAAGACAAGAUUAAUCCCAACGAUCAUAUAUUAGUCAGUCUCUUGAGUAUUGAAACCAAGUUGCACAAUCUGUUAUAUAAGCCAGGAAAAGUAGAUCCAGUAAUUGUGGACAGAUUAGAACGAUAUAAAGCCACUAUCGACUCGUUAUUGAAAGAUCUGAUCGAAGAUGUUUGUGAGGGAAAGGCACACAAUUAUGUACUUAUUUCAGCAGCUAUGAAACGAUUUAAGGACACUCAAGAGUAUGACAAGGUUAUUAAGAUUUUUGAGAACAUCCGAGAUAGGAUGACAAUGGAGGCAAAACAGGAUGGAUCUAUAUAUUUAAUUGUUAUGAAAUCAUGUGAAUCGAAAAAGAAUGUGCAAGCUCUUUACGAAUGCCUUGAACAUUUGUUGAGACAAGAAUUACCAGUAAUACCAUGGCAGCUGUAUAGGCAUAUCAUCUCGUUGAUCUCGAGAAUAGAUUUUGGAACUGCAGAACAAAAGGAUCAUUUAGUAGAACAAAUAUACACAAAAUACGCUCCAUUAUUUGCAGAUGUAGAUCAACUGAAGAGACAAGUUGACCCAAAAUGCCUCGCAAAAACUGCUUGGAAAAUUCCACCCGGCAAAGGGUUGACCUCAGCAGAAGUUGCGUUUAUUGAAAACGCCAAGCAAGUAAUAGCAAGGAAAUCACAAGAAAGCAGUAGUGUAACAAUUGAUGAACAAACUCAAUGA
Molecule: messenger RNA, 2352 nt
Organism: Naegleria lovaniensis
Lineage: Eukaryota; Heterolobosea; Eutetramitea; Acrasida; Naegleriidae
Exons: 1
Coding region: 1-2352 (783 amino acids)
Molecular function (GO): protein binding
Source: RefSeq, a predicted model, not a curated record